Volvox carteri f. nagariensis is the source of this 972-nucleotide messenger RNA. RefSeq lists its product as uncharacterized. Lineage: Eukaryota; Viridiplantae; Chlorophyta; Chlorophyceae; Chlamydomonadales; Volvocaceae. The record is from RefSeq and is a predicted model, not a curated record. The transcript has 4 exons. Bases 1 to 972 code for a protein of 323 amino acids.
AUGCUGUUCAACAAGCUACGUAACCAGAAGAAGAACGCGAAGACGGGUAGUCUUUGGGACAACUUCGAGACAUGCACCUGGAACCAGCAGCGCCAUGUCCCAGCCGUGAACCAGCUACCAGCGCCGCCACCACAACAGCACAUCCGGACGCCGACAGACCUACGCCCGGAUGUAAAUCCGGAUCCAGAUCGGAUCCAUUUUCACCAGGGGUUAAAUCCGGAUCCGGAUCCCAGGAGAGGUCUGGAUCCGGCCGCGGUCUGCCUGGCGGCGGACCUAGCCAGCAGCGUGCUGGGCCUUGUACCGCCGCCGCCAACACUGCUGCCGCCGCCGCUGCCGCCAUUCCAUGCAGCCGGUGAUGCACCUGCCGCCGCCGGCCCCGGCACAGAGCCGAUGACAAGCGGCUCCGCUGGCCGCAACGCCGCCGACGGCGUCCAUGCGGCAAUUACCGCUGUUGUACGACAGCUAGAGGACCUUGUGGCGUCGUCGUUACGGCUAGGCAUGCUUGUAGCCGCCGCGCCCGGAGGGAUGGCGCUGCGGCUCGUGGCACCGGGGACCCCGAUAAUUGCACCGUACGGUGCCGUACAAGAGGGGCAGCUGGCGCCGCCGCAGGUGGCGGCGCCCGUGGUGCCGGCGGCCCCGACGGCGCCGCAGCUCGUUCUCGCCGUUGAGUGGCUGUCAUUGGAGUUGGAGGACGAUGACAGACUCUGCAGCCGCGGUAGCGACGGCGGCACGAUGGGCACUAGUGGCGGCGGCAGCAGUGGCGGCAGCAGAAGUAACAUCAGGAGCGGCGUGGUUCUCUGGGUCGUGUCGCCGGGGCUUGUGUGCCGGCAGGGGCGGGGUGGGGAGGCUUCACUGUACGCCGACAGCACUGGCGACGGAAGCGGCAACAGCACUCUGCCCGUCGCCAGCACGGCGGACGGUGUCCGAGAACGGGUGCUGAUACCAGUACAUGUAGUGGGUUGGAGUGCUUGA